Molecule: messenger RNA, 2256 nt
Organism: Trichoderma citrinoviride
Lineage: Eukaryota; Fungi; Ascomycota; Sordariomycetes; Hypocreales; Hypocreaceae
Product: glycoside hydrolase family 89 protein
Exons: 3
Coding region: 1-2256 (751 amino acids)
Source: RefSeq, a predicted model, not a curated record
AUGCGUCUUCUCAAGUCCUGCGUCUGGCUGCUCUCGGCCGUUGGUGCUGCUGCUGCCGCAUCCAGCGACCAGUCGCCGACCGAAGGGGUCGAGUCUCUCGUCAAGCGCCGUCUCCCACAUCACGUAGACUGGUUCGAGUUUGCGCUUGAGCAGUCGCACGGCUCUGCCCUGGUCAAUGACAGCUACACGGUCUCCUCGACGAAGAACGGAAAGGUCCGCAUUGAGGGCACGACGACCAGUGCCCUGCUGUCAGGUCUUCACAAGUACUUAUCCAACGAGGCAAAUGUCGACAUCUGGUGGUUCGUGGGCAGCCAGCUUGAUCGAGCCCCGAAAGCCCUGCCCAAGCUCACGAGUCCCAUCAAAGGCUCCAGUGUCGUGCCUUACCGCUACUACUGGAACACCGUGACCACCUCUUACACGAGUGCCUUCUGGUCAUGGGAGGACUGGGAAACGCAGCUGGACUGGAUGGCCCUCCGCGGUGUUAACCUGGCCCUCGCCUGGAUCGGAGUCGAGAAGAUCUUCAUCGACGUCUUCCACGAGAUUGGCCUCAACGACGACGAGAUUGACUCCUUCAUCAGCGGACCUGCAUUCCUGGCGUGGAACCACUUUGGCAACAUCCAAGGCUCGUGGGGCGGAUCCAUGCCUCGAUCCUGGGUCGACGACCAGUUCAGUCUCCAGCUCAAGAUCCUCGAGCGCAUGCAAGAGCUCGGCAUCACGCCCAUCCUGCCGGCAUUCCCAGGCUUCGUCCCGCGCAACAUCUCCCGCGUGUUCCCGGACAUUUCGCUGUCGACGAGCCCCGUCUGGAACGACUUUGGCACCACGCUGAGCGCCGACGUCUACAUCAACCCGUUCGACCCGCGCUUCGCCCAGCUGCAGAAGCUCUUCAUCGACAGGCAGCAAGAGCUGUACGGAGAAAACGUCACCCACUUCUGGACACUGGAUCAGUUCAACGAGAACCAGCCGCUCUCGGGCGACCUGGACUACCUGCGCAACGUCAGCCACAACACCUGGGCCGCCCUCAAGGCCGCCGACCCCGAGGCCGUCUGGGUCAUGCAGGCCUGGCUCUUCUCCAGCGACAGCAGCUUCUGGACAAACGACCGCAUCGAGGCCUUCGUGGGCGGCAUCCCCGUGGAUUCGGACAUGCUCCUGCUCGAUCUGUUUGCCGAGUCCGCGCCUCAGUGGCAGCGGACGGACUCCUUCUACGGAAAGCCUUGGAUCUGGUGUCAGCUGCACGACUAUGGCGGCAACAUGGGCUUGUACGGCCAGAUCGAGAACGUCACCAUCAACUCGAUGGAUGCCGUGCGCAACUCCGAUUCCAUCGUCGGCUUCGGCUUGACCAUGGAGGGCAUGGAGGGCAACGAGAUCAUGUACGACCUGCUGCUAGAUCAGGCCUGGAGCCCCAAGCCCAUCGACACCGAGACAUACUUCCACGACUGGGUAUCGGCCAGAUACGGCACCAAGAACGUCCAGAGUCUGUACAGGGGCUGGGAGAUGCUGCGACCGACCGUCUUCAACAACACCAACCUGACGGUCACCGCCGUGCCAAAGUCCAUCUUGGAGCUGACGCCCGCCAUCAACGGCCUGCUCGGUCGUACCGGGCACCACGCUACAACGAUCACGUAUGAUCCGGCGGUCAUGGUCGAUGCAUGGAGCGAGUUAUUCAAGGCCGGUAUCGAAGACCUCACGCUGUUCAGCAACCCCUCUUAUCAGUAUGACCUCGUCGACUGGACUCGUCAGGUCCUCGUCAACAGCUUCGAGGACCUCUACAAGGACCUCGUCGACGCAUACAACCAGUCAUCCACUCCCACCGUGAUCCGCUCUCGCGGCGCCAAGCUCAUCACCCUGCUCAAGACGCUCGAUGCCGUCCUCGCCACCAACGACAACUUCCAACUGGCCCCCUGGAUCAAACAAGCCCGCGCAAGCGAUCCCUCAGCCGCCAACUUUUUCGAGUUCAACGCCCGCAACCAGAUCACGCUGUGGGGGCCUCAGGGCCAGAUCGAAGACUAUGCGUCGAAGCAGUGGGCCGGCCUGGUUGGCACGUACUACGCCGAGCGAUGGCAGCAGUUUAUCGACUACCUCGCCACAACCAAGCCCGCAAGCUACAACCAGACUGCGUUUCACGAGAAGCUGCUUGCUUGGGAGACGACAUGGGGGCAGCAGACUUCAAGCAACAACAAGUUCAAUGCCGGAGAGAGCGACAUUCGGUCCGUUUUGGACACAAUUCUGAAGAGCUGGGGUGAUGUGUUCAAGUUGUAG